Lasiodiplodia theobromae is the source of this 471-nucleotide messenger RNA. RefSeq names its product MYND finger family protein. The transcript has a single exon. The record is from RefSeq and is a predicted model, not a curated record. The coding region runs from base 1 to 471 and encodes 156 amino acids. NCBI's taxonomy places the organism in Eukaryota, Fungi, Ascomycota, Dothideomycetes, Botryosphaeriales, Botryosphaeriaceae.
AUGGGUUAUUGGGGAGAAGGUCUCUUCCAGAACGACUCAGAUCUGGAUGUCGUCAUACUCCUUGGACAGCAUCUCGGCGUCGGAGAACUGUACUAUCCCGAUGACCCUGAGAAGCUGCGCCAAGAGCUCGACAGCGGCAAGCUCGAGGCUGAGUUUCGCAAGCUUCGCGAUGGCGUCUAUGAUUCCGACGAGGAAUUGAGCUUCUACGGCAUCAAGACCACGAUCGUUCUCCUUGCUGCCGUUGCCAUGCGUCACGGUGCGACCAUCUCCGACGAGUUCCGCCAGUGCGUCAAGGACUGCCUCAAGAAGCGUCUCACGAUGCACAAGCGCGCCAAGGACGACAUGCGUAAGGGUAUCGAUACAUACCGCAACGGAGUUCCGCUCGACCUUGCUGGCAUGGGACUGGAUGAGGUGGUUGCAACCAUGAGCGAUACGCGCUCUCAAGGUGGUGCAUCUAACCCGGCUGCUUAG